GGAGAAAGGGCUGGAUGGGAAAGAUAGAAAGAGGGAGGGAUACAGACAUCCGAUAAAGAAACGCACAGCGAGCAGCGGUGGUAAAGCAAGGCUACAGACAGAAAUAAAGAUAAGGUCUGGAUAUAAAUGCUCGCAUCACUGGCUGGGGAAUAAUAACUGCAGCAAGUGACAGGAGGAUACAGAGAAAGAAGGAAACAGAGAGAAGAUGGAUGUACAAACGGAGAACAUGGACCCCCCGCCUUGUGAAUCCCAGUCGAGUGGAAAAAUCAGAAAAGGAUUCAAGCUGUUUGGCAAACGCAAACCAGGUAACAUCUUUUCUAUUCGAAACAAAGGGGAUGGAAACAACAAGUCACCUGUUAACAGGAGCAAAACCAUAGAUGGAUUAUCAGAUACUGCUGCACCAGAUUCAGAGCAGGAGCCAGACAGGGAAAAGGGACAGGAGGUGACUCAAGGAGAGAUGGAGCAGGCAGAGGAGGAAGCGCUUGGUGAAGAUGGCGUUCUGGCUGCCGCCCAUGGUCGCACCUCCAUUUCUUCAGCCAGCUCAGCCAAGUCCCUCACUUUCCUGUCAUUACUGAGGGGUGGCCGUAGAGGAACAGGAGACCGCCGAGUCCACACCGUGUCCCAGCCAGUGGGUCGGCAACGUCGUGGGCUGAAGGGUCUCUUUGGCAAUGUUAAGUUCAGAUCAAAGGAUAAAGAGGAUAAGGAGGAAACCCCUCCAAGCCCACUUCUCAUGUCGUCCCGUGCCAACAGUGUGGAAAUCAUCAAAGAGGACCUCACCCUCACCCCCAAAUCCCAGCCUCGCUCCCUGGACAGCCCAGAGAGCCGUGAACCUGUCAAGAGCUUGGCAACACAGGACAGUGCAGCCACUUCUCCAUCAGAGACUCUAACUCCCCAGGUGACAGCAGGCAAUGUGAGUAAAACUAAUGAGCAUGUACCGCCUUUACCCACCUCUGAAUCACCCUUGGUACCCGGUGAUAACAGCCUGAGCUCCUUGCUGGCAGACAUCUCCUCUCUCCUGACCUUUGACUCAAUCUCAGGGGGUGGAGACAUCAUGGCUGAUGUAGAGGCAGAGUGGGGAAAAGCCAGCAGUGCCAUCAGUGCUGUUGUGACCGAGGUCACACCAUCAUCCACAUCUUUGUUCUCCAAACCCUCUGUCUCGUCUCCGAAGACGCCUACGUCUGUCAGCACUGCUGCUACAACAAAACCCUCUUCUGUAGCUGUCCUCACAACAGCCUCAUCCAAAUCCUCUACUCUUCUCACAAAAACAACUUCAUCCUCUUCUCCUAUUGCCAAGCCAAGUACCAUCAUCACAACGUUCACCAAAUCUUCCACUUUGACUUCUCAGUCUCCAGCCUCUGAGCCUUCUACCAGCGUUAUUAAAUCAGCUCCUACUGUCACCACAGGAAAACCUUCAACUACUCUUGUAACAGUGAUAAAUCUUUCAUCUUCAGUAACGUCUUCCCCUUUGAUGACGAUCAAAUCCUCACCGAGCUCCACCUCUACUAUUGCCACAGCUCCUUCAAACACCACAGCUACUGUAGUCAAGACUCCCUCAGAUGGUCCAACUCUUUCCUCUAUGACUAGUAAACUGGCCUCAGACACUGCAGCACCUCCUCAAAUGGUUCCUUCGGUAAUUAAACCUGGCCCGGUAGCUUCACCACCCCCUGUAUCAGCUAAAAUGCCACCAGUAACACAUAGCCCUCCCGCCCCCGUUGCUUUGACUCAACCUACACCUGCUAAAUUGGAUUCAGUUAGCAAUUUGAACUCGCAAAUUUCCACUUCCCACAAACAUUCCCUAAGCUCAGCUGCAGGAGAAUCUAAAGUUCCAGUGACAACAGUUCACACAGCAGUUACAGCCUCAGGCUUGGUAUCUGUGGUCUUUCCCAAGCCUUUACUCACUUCUGUGCCAGUGGACUCAAAUCGGACCACUCCCUCCCUUGUUACUGUUUGUCCUUCCUCUACCCAGACUGCAUCCUCAGCAACCAAACCAAGCCCCGUAUCUGUCCCAACUUCAUCUUCAACUUCUUCAGAUAAAAUUCCUCCUACGACUGAACCUCCUUCUCUACCAGUCUCGUUAGAUAAGAUGCCUCCCGUUCCCACAGCAACUCCGGCUCCUGGCAGUCAUGCUGUUGUUUCUACAGCAUCCCUGACACCUCCUGCUCCAGGUCAGAUCCCAGUCUCUCAGUCUAAAACCCCUCCUGCUCCUGCUCAAAUCCCAAUGUUUGUAUCUAAAGAUUCACCUGCUCCUGCUCAAAUACAAGUUUCUCAAUCUAAAGCCCCUCCUGCCCCUAUUCAGAUCCCAGUUUCUGUAUCUAAAGACCUUUCUUUCCCUGCUCAGAUCCCAGUUUCUGUAUCUAAAGAUCCUCCUGUCCCUGCUCAUAUACAGAUUUCUGUCUCUAAAGGUGCCCCCGCUCCUGCUCAGAUUGAAGUUUCUCAAUCUAAAGUGCCCACCUCCUCUGCUCAGAUUCCAGUUUCUGUAUCUAAAGACCCUCCUGCCCCUGCUCAAAUCCCAGUUUCGAUAUCUAAAAACCUUUCUUCCCCUGCUCAAAUACAAUUUUCUGUGUCUAAAGAUCCCCCUGCUGCUGCUCAAAUUCAAGUUUCUCAACCUAAAGCCCCUUCUCCUCCUGCUCAGAUCCCAGUUUCUGUAUCUACUGACCCUUUUGCCCCUGUUUGUAUCCCAAUAUCUGUAUCUAAAGACCCUCCAGCUACUGCUCAGAUCCCAAUUUCUCAAUCUAAAGCCCCUACCUCUGCCCCUGUCACUUGCCCUGUCACUUCUCUGCCCUCUACCCCUGCACCUCGGUUGAGUGAGGCUACAGCCUCUGCUACAAUGAAAGGCAGUGGACAGGCAUCGGCAGAUGGGCAACUGGCUAGUCCAGGUUGCACAGAAGCCCAGGGGGCCCAGACAGUGCCAUCUAAAACAGAUGAGUACAAUGAGUCACGAACAAACCUCCAGGGCCCCUCAAAAGAAAGGAGGACACCACAUGGAAAGACAUCAGGACUUAGCAAAAUACCUGUAGUUGGAGGGGGCAGAGUAGGCAAAAUACCAGUCCGGGAAAGUCACCAUGUUGAUGAUGAGGCAAGCAGGGACCCACCUACUCCUGUGCGCGAAGAAGAGAGGCCCCAUUUCAACUCACAUGAUCUAGGGAGCAAAGAUAAAAUCAGUGAUGCUGGGGUUAUUGUGCCCACCCCAAAACACACCCAGGAGGAGAGUCAGCAGCCUCCUCAGCCAAAAGUCCUCACCAGUUUACCGCGUGACUCAAAGAUCCCUGUGAAACAUGGCACGCAGUCUCACACUGCCUCUCAAAUCCCUCAAGCUAAAGAACCCCCUCGCACCAAGAUACCCGUGUCCAAGGUUCCUGUCCGCAGGGUUGGUAAUAAACCUGCAGCUGCGGCUGGCAGCAACCAGAUAAGAAAAUAAAACGAUGGACUGAAUAAAUUAACAACACAGAUUAUGGCUUUGACUGCAACUGUUUUCCAACAUAACUGCACGGCCAUCCUUUUUUAAUUCAUCUUUCUAUACUGUAAUUCUUGGCUCGUCUCUCUGUCAUCUCUUGGCUUCACUACACCAUAAUCAACAGUAACAGAGUCAAGGAGGCUGACAGCACUCAAGCACAAAACAUCUCCACAGGGAGCCAAAGCAACAAGCCUGGUUCUCUGGUGCUGAGCCAACUGGACAUGCACUCAGGAAAGGUUCAGGGUCACACCUGAACACACAGCAGCAUCGGUAACUAAGGAUAAGCAAGAUUAAAGGUCUUCUGGGAACACAGUCACACACACAACAUGGGAGAGUGCCUUUUUAAGGGUGCUUUUCCUACAGACCCUCAGAAUUUGUUCAGUCUUUUCUACAGUACUUUUAACUUUUGUUACUCCCACUUUUUCUAGGAACUGUCAAACCUUUUGGUCUUUCUUUCCAGCAAGUCUCUUUGAUAAUAACCAGUCCCUUUACAUUUUUAUUUAUGUCAGGAGAACAACUGCAGGAGCUGUAUAGAUAAAUGCAAAACAACCAAAUUUACAUUCCACAUCUAUCUUUGGAUGUAUGUAGCAGAAAACGUGCCAUUAAUUUUUGUACAAGAUGUUGAACUGUACAUCGCCUGUGUGUUCACCUGCUCAUAUGUAACAUGAUCUGAUCUCACUGUGAACUCUGGGAGAGACUGGUUUUGAGGGAGAAAAGGAAAUAUAUCUACUUCAAGUGAAAUGGACAGCGGACAGUAGCCAUUGUGAAUGGCACUGUGGACAUCUAAGAAAGACAGAUGAUGCUGAGAUGAGAUCUCCAGCCCUUAUACUGGCACAUCCUUCCUUUAACCCACUUAUACUCAGAUGAGAACAAUAUGUCUGUGUAUAGUCUCAUCUAUGUUGUUCUGUUUCCUAUUUAAUCAAUAAAACAAUAUGAGUACUUAGCAAGAUGAGAUAUGUUUUAAGCUGUCAGUUAUAUCCUAUUUCCAUAUUGUAGCAGUUUGCAGACAGAUAAGGAACAUGAGCACGUAUAAAGGAUUUACUGGCUCCGUAUUAAAUGGGACUACGUCAUUUCUUGAGUUAAUCUUAUGUAGAAGGAAAUUACAUAACUCUGUUAUCUAAAGAAAUGUGAAAGAUCAGAGUGAAGGCCACAGUCAAAUAUUUGAUAUUUUAUUGACAAACCCCCACAGUGGCUUACCAUCUUACUACAGCCUGGGCUCAGAUUGUCCUCACAGGAACACGAUUCCAGCAGCAUCCACACUCAAAGCUCACUGACCUGAAUAGCGAGCACAUGAAUGUCAGCAGAGCCCGGCCAAUCAGCCGCGAGGGAGACCGCUUAACAUGCGUACCUUAUUAUCAGGAAAAGGGUUUGGGAAUGUGUGUCACUGCUAUUCUUAGUGUGAAAUGCAUCUGAUGCAUGUGCUGAAUAAUGCUCCAAAGACUGAGAGGAUCAUUUGAGUUAAACAAGAACAAAAUGUAAUUAUUUGGACACAAAAUGCUGAAAAGCAACUAUAACAGUUACUCGUGGUGAGAGUAAAAACCUCAGGUUAAGGUAGAGAAACUCAUCCGAGUCAUGGGGUAACAGAACUCUUUAUUAAGAGAGGUCUGAUGUUCAGAAUUUGGAGUAAAGAACAGAGUUUUUUUUUUGUCUUUUUUUAAUAACAACAACAGCAUUGCGGAGGUGACACAAAAAGACCUCUGUUUGCUUUAGGAAGCCAGGGGCUCCAAGCCGAGAAGAGAGGACCAUCAUUUGCUGGAAAAAAACACGAGGAUUUCAGCAUAUCAGGUGCUGAUACAGACCGCAGAGGGUAAAAUCAUCUCCCUGGGAAAAGAACAGUUUGCCCCUGAGGUUAUGACCCAACGCAGGUUUGCUUUUUGUUAACACCUGCGAUUUGGUAUUGAACAUUUAAAAACAGACUUAAACAGCACAUAGAUUUUUAAAUCACACCCGUCAGAGCAGAGAUCACAUUGGUUAUGAGACCUCACAUUGCAGUGUAAUAAAUUGCAUUAUGCUCUCCAUUACAGGAAACCGGGGGCAUGAAUGUGAGUGCAGCAGUUUUAAUGAGGAAACUG
Molecule: messenger RNA, 5526 nt
Organism: Scatophagus argus
Lineage: Eukaryota; Metazoa; Chordata; Actinopteri; Scatophagidae
Product: mucin-5AC
Exons: 1
Coding region: 206-3418 (1070 amino acids)
Biological process (GO): regulation of canonical Wnt signaling pathway
Cellular component (GO): plasma membrane
Molecular function (GO): beta-catenin binding; phosphatidylinositol-4,5-bisphosphate binding
Source: RefSeq, a predicted model, not a curated record